CUUAACCAUGUCUUUCUGUCUCUCUGUUUUUCUGUGUGUGCUGUGUGCUGUGUGCUAUGUGUACAUUACUGCUUUCUCCAGCCUCAACCCUUCGAUUUCGGCACCAAAAGUCACUCUUACUUGGAUUCAAACAUUGUUACGGGCUCUGGGUAUUGGCUCUGAACCCUGUUGCCCAGUGCCAACAAGUCGGGCUCCCCACAAGACUGCUAUAGUACGUGUACCGGGCAUGUAUAUCUAUAUGUCAGUCAGUAUCUAUGAACUACAUAUGUAGGUUAUUAGGUACUGUCUAGGAUCGAUCUUGUUCUAAAUCUCACCCAAUUUAUUAUAUUUAGGUAGAUAUAUCUACUACUAGUAGUAUACAUACCUACCUGGACGAAUCUCAUAAUCGACACACAGAAGCAAUUCCUUGGGGAUUAGAUUAAAGGGGAC
Molecule: messenger RNA, 429 nt
Organism: Hypoxylon fragiforme
Lineage: Eukaryota; Fungi; Ascomycota; Sordariomycetes; Xylariales; Hypoxylaceae
Exons: 3
Coding region: 8-271 (87 amino acids)
Source: RefSeq, a predicted model, not a curated record